UAUAUAAUGCCCCCCCUUCCAACUUCGUUUUUAAUUCAGUAAACAGAAAAAGCAAUGAAACAUCUUGCCCCUGUGUCUGACUCACCCCUUACCGCUUCAUCAACAAGUAGUUAAAUUUGAAAGCUCCUCCCUCUUGCUUAAUUACAGACGCCCUUAAGACAUUCAGAUAAUUUUCUGUUGCUACUUUUGAGUUUAGACUAAAGGGUGCUCCUCCCACUGAAGUAGCCUCCUGCUGGCUCCGUCUGCACUAGACAACUUCACUGAUUUACAUGCAGAAGUAUUGCAACUCUUGUAGGUGAAGUACUCACAAGCUCUCGCUGAACUGUGGGAGCCGGUUCACACAGCAUGGGUCCUGAACUACAACCUAACUUGGAUAGCUUUGCAUAGUGCCUGAGCACCCUCGUCUGAGCUGUAAAGAAGCAAAGAGGAGAGAGAGAGAGAGAGAGAGAGAGAAAGUGAGAGAGAGAGAGAAGAGAGAGAGAGAGACGUGACCAUGUUUGUGUAGAAGAGUCACAUAGCUGUCCAAACUGAUUAAGAAUGAGCUUCCUGCUGUUUAUUAAAAAAGCUGCAGUGGGGCUUCUGUGGAACUGCUUUGUGCUGCAAUCAGUUUUGGGGAACUUAACCACAGACAACGCCAUCCAUUCCAGUUUCAUCCACGGGCGCCUAAAAAGUCAGGAAAGACGGGAGAUGCAAAGAGAAAUCCUCUCGAUCCUGGGCCUGCCUCAUCGCCCUCGACCCCAUUUGCAUGGCAAGCACAACUCUGCACCCAUGUUCAUGCUGGAUCUCUACAAUUCCAUGUUAAUGGAGGAUGCGAAGGGCUUCUCAUACCCUUACAGAGCCCUCUUCACCACCCAGGGACCACCUUUGGCCAGCCUGCAAGACAGUACCUUCCUCAGUGAUGCAGACAUGGUAAUGAGCUUUGUCAACCUGGUGGAAUAUGACAUGGAGAUUUUCCACCAGCGACGACAUCACAGAGAGUUUAAGUUUGAUCUUGCGAAGAUCCCAGAAGGGGAGGCUGUCACGGCAGCAGAGUUCCGAAUCUAUAAGGACUACACCAGAGAGCGGUUUGAAAAUGAAACAUUCCUGAUCACAAUCUACCAGGUGUUAGAGGAGCACAUGGAAAGCGAGUCCGACUUGUUUCCACUGGAUUCUAGAACUAUUUGGGCUGCAGAGGAAGGGUGGCUGGUAUUUGAUAUAACAGCCACUAGCAACCAUUGGGUGGUGAAUCCAAAAAAUAACUUGGGGCUUCAACUCUUUGUGCAGACAACAACUGGACAAAGUGUUAAUCCCAAAACGGCAGGAAUAAUUGGAAGAUUUGGACCUCAGAAUAAACAACCUUUUAUGGUAGUCUUCUUUAAAGCCACUGAGAUCCACAUUCGGAGUGCACGAUCAGCAGGAGGUAAACAGAAGAACCAGAGUCGCUCUAAGUCUUCCAAAGGUCAAGAUUCUCUAAGAGCAACUGGUCUAACAGAAAACAGUAGUAGUGACCAACAACAGGCCUGCAUGAAACAUGAGCUCUAUGUCAGCUUUCGUGAUCUAGGAUGGCAGGACUGGAUCAUAGCACCUGAGGGAUAUGCUGCAUUCUAUUGUGAAGGAGAAUGCUCAUUCCCACUGAACUCAUACAUGAAUGCUACAAAUCAUGCUAUUGUUCAAACUUUGGUUCAUUUAAUAAACCCAGAGAAUGUCCCGAAGCCAUGCUGCGCUCCCACACAGCUCAAUGCCAUUUCCGUGCUUUACUUUGAUGACAGCUCAAACGUCAUCCUAAAAAAAUACAGGAAUAUGGUGGUUAGAGCAUGUGGGUGUCAUUAGCACCUGAGAGAGAGAGCAAUCAACAUCUGAUGACUAUUGGAAACACACUGCCAGUCAUGAAUCCCACAUGACAAAUCAACUUACUUUCUAACCCAAGGUGGUUUUAAGGAAGAUCUAAUCACAAAAUGAGAACAUAUUUUACCUUGUUUAUUUUUAUUCAAUCUUUACACAAUAUUUAUUUUUAAAGGCCUAUUAUGUAUCGAUUAUUUCUGUAUUAAGAACACGAGUGAAGUCAAAUGAUCUUUGAUGAACUUUCCUAUGAAUUGGACAAUUCGUCUUUUAAUCAGCAGAUUUCUGAUUACCUCUGAAUAUAAGAUUUUGUCAUAAAUGGAAGAAAACAUUUUCGAACAUUUUCUACACUGCUCCAAAAUGGUUAAUCAAAAAUAGACUGGUGAAAAAUAAAUCCAUGCACAAUGACAAAGGACCUAGAUCACUAUUAUGUUCAGAUUUAAACUCAAUUACAAUCCAUAAUUCAACUGAAGGACAUAUUUUGUUUUCAUACCAAAAUAGUGAAAACUUCAACCAUAAUAAAUUUUAGAUAUGUAGGAAAUUAAUAGGCAGAGAAUUUUAAGAAUAAAAAGGACUCAUCUGAACCCAAGUCUGUGCAGAGUUAACUGAAUUUAAUCAGAGAGGUAAAGAGAUAAAUAUCUUGAUGUCAGUACCUCCUGGAGAAAGUAGAGAGGGGCACAGAUUGACAACUUUGCAUUGGUGAUUUCUAACGAACCUUUUAGAAAUGUAGUUAUGACAUCCCAAUAUUUUGAUUCAAGUUAUCAGGAAACAUCACUUGUCUGUGGUAGUGGAUCUAACUGAAAAGGAAUAGGAGGCAGAGGAGUGUAAUUUUCAUCAUAUUGCUCAUGCAAUAUGGGCUAAACGAUGGUGGAUUGCUGCCAUCUGGCACUAGCUUAUACUGCCACCGUCAUUACUAUCAGGUAAAAUUAAAAAUGACACCCAUCUCCUUCAGUAGUUUAGCAGUGAAAAAGGGAAAAAUAAACAAGCAUUUUUGUAAUUACUUGCUUAACGAUGAUGAACUUCAUUACCAGCAUUCAUUGGCCAUCCUUUAUCACUAGAGCCAGGAUUUUGUUAUAAAUGCCAUGUGCUUUUUCAUGCCAUUUUUGAUGAUUUCACCAGGAUAAUGCCUUUUUCAUGAUCGAGUGCCUAAAUCAGCCCUCUUUUGCUGUUAACGCGUUAAUAUUAAUGUUAUUAUUAACCUGUUAACAUAAUAUAACUUACAAGAAAAUUUACACCACCGGGGUGAAAACCGGGGGUGGCACCAUCGGUCGUUCACUCGUUCGUGCCGCUGCCCACUGGAUCAGUCUUCUCCAAGAUCUAUUUAAGAAAGAACUGCAGAUGCUGGAAAAAUCGAAGGUAGACAAAAAAUGC
Leucoraja erinaceus (little skate) is the source of this 3189-nucleotide messenger RNA. RefSeq names its product bone morphogenetic protein 7b (gene bmp7b). Lineage: Eukaryota; Metazoa; Chordata; Chondrichthyes; Rajiformes; Rajidae. Gene Ontology annotation, molecular function: growth factor activity; cytokine activity. Gene Ontology annotation, biological process: SMAD protein signal transduction. The coding region runs from base 538 to 1809 and encodes 423 amino acids. The record is from RefSeq and is a predicted model, not a curated record. Gene Ontology annotation, cellular component: extracellular region. The transcript has 7 exons.